CUCAAUAAAUUAAUGCACCUCUCUCCGAGCACCCCGCCCCUACUUCCUACAGCGCUCUACACCUCCCCUUUCCUAUUUCUAUGCAAGUCUGUUCACUGCCCACUAUAAAUACAUCUAACCUGACAAUAUCCUCUCCACUUCCACUCAGACAACAUUAGUACUUCCUAAUUUCUCCUAUUUUCCUUUUUUCUAUAUCACAGACAUUCUUACUAAUAAUGACUUCCCCUUUGGCUACUUUGCUCAUUCUCCUUUUGCUUGUUUGGCCAAGCAAACCAGCGACACCUGGCAGAGGCCGGACACAGCUGGGCGGAUAUAUGCGGACAGAGGACAUAGUUCAAUCUGUACUUGAGGAAAAGGGCAGAGACCUGACAGGUAUGGACAGCAGGAGAGAUGGUGGAUUUGGAGACUCUCGUUCCUCGAAACAAGGACUACCAGAAGCAGAAGAUGGAGACACAUGGGGAGAGCCUGGUACUCCAUCUUACUUCAGAUCCCCAUAUCUAACAAGCGACAGCAAACUGUGGGAACCCCGCAUCUCUUCUCGAUGUGUGCCAGUGCCCUCCAACAUGGCUCUGUGCCACAACAUUGGUUAUGACACCAUGCGGAUCCCAAACCUGCUGGGCCAUGAUUCUCCAGCUGAGGCUGUCCAGCAGAGCGCCAGCUGGUUACCACUGCUUGCCAGAGAGUGCCAUCCUGACGCCCGCAUCUUCCUUUGCUCUCUCUUUGCACCAAUAUGCCUAGACAGGUUUAUCUCCCCGUGCAUGAGUUUGUGUGAAUCUGUACGGGAAAGCUGUGCUCCCAUCAUGAGUUGCUAUGGUUACCCCUGGCCGGAAAUUCUGAGGUGUGACCAGUAUCCCGCAGAUCACCUGGUGUGCAUCUCCUCCAUCACCAACGCAAGCGUUUACACGGGAGCACGUGGAGUGCCUCAGGCAAGCUGUCGGGACUGUGAGCUAGAGGAGCCUUCGUCCCCUAAAGACACACUGGAGACUUUUUGCAGGAGUGAUUUUGUUGUGAAGCUGCGUCUGACCAGACUCAAGUACAGUCCAUUAAGUCUUUCUCAGUUCUCCCUGGCUUCUAAGUUGGACGUCUUAAAGCCUGGGCCCCUGUCAGGGGGGCAGAUACGCUCAGGGAUUGAGUUGUGGCUGGAGAGAGAUGCUACGUGCGUACAGAACAUGACCCGACAACAUCCACGAGGCGGCACCUUCCUGGUGACAGGGACAGUCCAAGGGGAACGCCUGGUGGUCAACAAGGCUUACGUUUGGCAAAGACGAGACAGAAACCUCACUGCAGCUUUACGCAAAUGGAAAACUCACAGAUGCAGGAACUAACAUCUUGGAAAAUUCUAACUGAAAUGUGAGAUCAACUAUGGUUUUGGGAAAGAGUUUAGAAGCUUCCUAUAAAGCAACAGCUGUAAAUAUUUGUUGGACUUUCUGAAAAGAAUUCAAAGCAGUUUAGUCCUGAAACAUACUGAUAGCAUGAUUGAGAAACUUUCACUAUAGAAGUAGAGACUAGGAAAUAAAAUGUACAUAAUGAUUUUUAUACUUUAACUUAAUAUUGUUGGUCUAUGAGUUUCUGAUAUAUUAAUUACUGAGCUUUUCUUUUUUUCUUUCAAUCCAAAUUUGCUUCCUGUAUUUUCUCUUUUCAAAAAAUAAAAAAACAUGAACAUAAUUCCAUAUUUUUUCAUAUUUCAGUAUCUGUC
This is a messenger RNA of Cyprinodon tularosa, 1696 nucleotides long. Its product is annotated as secreted frizzled-related protein 2. The record is from RefSeq and is a predicted model, not a curated record. Gene Ontology annotation, biological process: canonical Wnt signaling pathway; negative regulation of canonical Wnt signaling pathway; non-canonical Wnt signaling pathway. The transcript has 4 exons. Gene Ontology annotation, molecular function: Wnt-protein binding. Bases 216 to 1325 code for a protein of 369 amino acids. Lineage: Eukaryota; Metazoa; Chordata; Actinopteri; Cyprinodontiformes; Cyprinodontidae.